CCCAUAGCAACCAAACAAAAGUGUGGAGAGGAGUUCAAGCUACUAUGGUUUAAGCAAACGCUGUCCUACAAGCAAGGAUGCCGCCUAAGAGACCAAAAAGUGCAACAAGCAGUGCAGGCAGUAAGGGGAAAGGGAAGAAGAUUCCUUCACCUACUCCACCUGAAAAGCCUGAUCACCCUGAGGAUAUCUUCCCCAUGGUCCUGACAUCGGUAACCCAGGAGCUCUUUGGUUGCUGUGCUGAUGAGGAUGUGACAGGGGAGAGCCCUUACAAGCUGCUGAAAAAAGACGACAUCAUACAGGACAUUAAGACAAGAGCCGCAGUGUCCGAUUUCAGCCCUGUGAAGCAGAUUGUGCUGGACUACCCAGAGGAGGAGAUCUUGCUGGUUUAUGACAGAGACUUCACCUAUGACCAGUGUUUCUACCUGGUUCUGACACCAGAAGCUAAGGACAGACUCCUCAAUCCCCCAAAGCCUGAGACACCAGGAGUGUUAGAAAAUGAGGUCAUUAAAACCCCAGAACCAAAGGAAUGGAUAUCUCUUGGCAGUGAGCUGGAAAUAGAUGAAGAAUCUGUCAAAGAGACCAGAGAAAAGCUGUGGUACAAGUUCUCCAGAGUGCGUAGGAAGUUUGGGGCACCAGCCUGUUUUACUGACCGCAACACUGCAGAUGCUAAGGAUGGCUACCUGGAGUGUGCUUCCUAUCAAGACAGCAGAUUCAGUAUCAAGCAGAUGCAGAGGGACUGCGGGACACAGGCUGUUCCCACACUGCAGAGCAGCAGUGCUCAGACACAGUGGAAAUUUCAGAGGAAUAUCUUUACCCAGUACAAGCCAAGAGAAUUAAGUGAGGAAGAAGCAGAAAACAUCCUGCAGGAUGACAGUCUGAGGAAUUUUUGCAACUCAGUACCCCACAGGGUUUUCCAAGCUCUUCAGCAGGAGGAGAUUAUGAAUGUGUUCUUUGAUGACUUGAAGGCUCUGGGGACAGGGGCUGAGGCCGGUGACUGGUCUGGGAAGGUGUCUGAGGGUUUGAUGCUUUAUCAGGCCUUCACAGACCAAAAGUACGCUAAGGAUAAGAAAAUCAGUAGCAUUAGCUGGCACCCAACGAUCUAUGGUGUGAUAGCUGUGGCUUUGAUAGAGAAAAAGGAGGAGCGGUUCAGUGAAUCGACUACAUCUGAAGUCAGACCCUCUCUCGUUAUCUUCUACAGCUUCUCUGACCCCUCUAAUCCCCAGUUGCUGCUGGAGUGCCCAGAUGACAUUUUUGCCUUUGAGUUCUGCCCCUCUGAUCCAAAUAUUAUCGUUGGCGGCUGCAUGAAUGGCCAGGUUGUGUUAUGGGACAUUUCUGGUCACGUCACGCACUUACAGGGAACACAGUCUAGUGGUAAAAAGGCCUCCGUCAACACGGACACAUUCGAUCUCGAUGACAACAAAGAGAAUAAGACUCCUGUCGUGCGCUACUGUGCAGUGUCUGCAUUAGAGAGCAGCCACAAAGCACGAAUUACUGAUGUCCAGUGGCUGCCACCAACAUUUGAGGUGACCAGGACGGGAUUACCAGUGGAGAACAAGCAUAACAUUUCUGUUCAGGUUGUCACCUGCUCGCCUGACUGUGCUAUAAUGUUCUGGGAUGUGCGAAUGCCAAAACUGUUGAGCCAGUCAGUGUCAGACAAGAAGCAGAAUGUGGAUCAGAAGACCCAGAUGUCUUCUUACAGUGUCCCUGACACCUUCAAACACCUGGACCGCACAUGGAAACCACUGUUCAGGGUUUCGCUGCCAAGGAUCAAUACCAGUGGAGAAUACGCUCCUUUGAAAUUCAACUUUGAACCCUACACCUGUAGUGGUAAUAAAGACAGGGACACAGAAGAAGCUGAUGAAAAUGAUGAUAGCUCAAAGAUCAUUCCAGACUACAGCCAGCUCAGAGUGCCCUCAGCCAAAACACUCACAACGCUGGAAGAUGUCAAUACCAAGCUCUACUUUGGAACAGAGGAUGGGGAGAUUGGUUACACUGACUGGAAACUGGGGAAGGACGACUCUGGACGGCUGCACAGUGCCAAGCCCCUCAGCUGUAUUGGCAUCCAUCACUGGUUGGUGAAUACAGUACAGCGAUCGCCCUUCUUAAAAGACAUUAUUUUGACAACGGGAGGCUGGAACUUCGCCAUCUGGAAGGAGGGAAUCAUGGAUGGCCCCAUCAUCCUGUCACCAAGCUCUGAGCAGGUGUGCACUGUUGGAUGCUGGUCCUUGUCCCGACCAGCUGUUUUCUUCAUUGGGAAAGACGAUGGCAGUAUUGAGGUGUGGAACUUGCUGGAAAAGACCAGUGAGCCUGCACAGGUCCACGCACACAUCACCAACGCUAAAAUAACCUCCAUCACACCCUGGAUCGCCGCCCCCAAGCAGCACUUCCUGGCCGUGACUGAUGAGCUUGGAAUGGUUCGUGUUUUUGAAAUCCCAAAGACACUCUACAUUCCCUCCAGGAGUGAGGGUUUGAGUGUGAAGAAAUACUUUGAACUGGAGGAAGAGAGGCUGAAGGAUUAUUUGAAGAAGGAGGAACUGUGGGCAAAAGAGAAAAAGGAGGCUGAAGAACUCAAGAAGAAAAUGGACCCCGACAAGCCAGUCAAAUCCCUGAAGGAGACUGACGAUGUGAAUAUGAAGGAGCACAGUGAUUACCUGACACUGGAGGAAAGCAUCCUGAAGGACAUGGGCCUGUGGACUGCUACUGCAGACACACAGGAUACCUAAUAUCACACACAUUCACAUACAAACACAAACUGCAUUUCAUACAAAACAAAGGCUCCUAAUCUUUUAAUGUAUUUUUUUUAUAAACUUAAUUUCUGUAACUGUUUAUAAAAACAUUGUGAACAUUUUAGUAAAUUGAUUCUGCCAUCAACCUUCAGACAGUCCUUGGGUUGGGGCUUCAGGGUCACCAAUGGAUUUUUUUCAUCCAUUCCAUCUGAGAUCUAAUUACUGGGUAAUGCCAUCCAUUAGCACUCCCUUCACCAUCACUGCCUGAGGAUACAAUUUGGAAUACCUUAAGGAUCUGACCUUGGCAGGAAGUCAUUUCAUGGCUCUUUAAUUUUAUCACUUGUUGUUGUUGUUGGAAGAUCCUUCAGUAUAUUCAGUAGAAACGUUCUAUUGAGAAGGGAUUUAAAAGGCACAGACGAGGGACCUUGGUGCAAAAGCCGUUAUUCACUAAAUAUAAUUUGGAAAUUAUCCUCACAGAGUAAACCUAUUUCUAUAGCAUGUGUCUUGAUUCAGGUAACAGUUUACACAGCAGCAAUCUGAAUCCAGGUUAAUCAGAUGAUUUUAGAAAAUCUGACAUGACUGGACCACAUUCAUAAAGCUGCACUACUCAAUAUCCUUUUAUAAACAGUGGCCCAAAUGACUGUGUAAUAUAAUGUCAAAGGGCUAACUGUAAGUCAUAGACCAAAAGAUAUUUAUCAUCUGAGUCUGUGAAAUAUUUUUUGCCCCUUUCAGCGUAUUGUUUCGGUUUAACUUUAUUGUUCUGGCAGCUGCCAAAAAGCUCUGAUAAACCCACUGUACUCAGCAAAGUUUAGCAACUAGCUAACUAGCUGGUGGCGAAGCAUUUAGCAACUAAAGAAUCAGGAGUUGGUGGGGACCAAAACAGAGAAGAUGAGUGAAUGGAAAUGAGAGGCCAGAAUCACAACUGAGUGAUAAUGUUGCUCUGUACCUGCUGCAUGUGUAAAAAAGCAGUUAUUUGCUAAUAUGUUCAGCAAUCGAAAUCUAUAAGGUGAUUGUCUUCAAAUGGGCCUACAGUGACAAUUCUGAUGUGAAUCUAGAGUUUCUAAUGGAAGACUAGACUUCCUAUCUUAUCAAUUUGUUUUUUAAGUUGGUAAACUACCUGCAAACAGACAAUAUUGUUGUCUGGUGCCAAGCUGCUGUCGAAUCACUUCUGUUUUGAGAUUGCUGGAAUGGAUGGCCUUGAAACUUUGUCAAGGAGGAUUUGAAGUAGCCAAGGCCAACAGGAACAAAGCAGUGGUGCACUAAGCAAUGCGCUGUUCACACCCACACGUAGCACUGUGGCUAAAAACAUGGUUUCCUCAUUAAUUUUUGUUAGACUCUUUCGCCACAAGGGAAAGGUUUUCCUAAAUUAAACUUUUACUUCUGCCACAACGUUUCUGAGAAUG
This is a messenger RNA of Lates calcarifer (barramundi perch), 4129 nucleotides long. It is a transcript of the gene dnai3, whose product is annotated as dynein axonemal intermediate chain 3. Lineage: Eukaryota; Metazoa; Chordata; Actinopteri; Centropomidae. The transcript has 23 exons. The record is from RefSeq and is a predicted model, not a curated record. The coding region runs from base 78 to 2723 and encodes 881 amino acids. Gene Ontology annotation, cellular component: inner dynein arm. Gene Ontology annotation, biological process: cilium movement involved in cell motility; inner dynein arm assembly. Gene Ontology annotation, molecular function: dynein light chain binding; dynein heavy chain binding.